Messenger RNA from Drosophila takahashii, 2120 nucleotides. The record is from RefSeq and is a predicted model, not a curated record. NCBI's taxonomy places the organism in Eukaryota, Metazoa, Arthropoda, Insecta, Diptera, Drosophilidae.
AUUUUAAAGUGAAACAUUUAACAUAAAAUAUAUUUAAUGACCCCCAAUUUUGAGGAAUAAAACCUACUUAUGUACUGAACAAAAAGAAUGGAGUUGCCCAUCCAGGUGCCGAAGGAGCUGGAGUCGCUGCUCAGCUGCGGCCUGUGCCGUCGUCCCUAUGACCUGGCCACCGGCCUGCUGCCCCGGGAGUUGCUCUGCCAGCACAACUUCUGCGACGAGUGCGUGUCCAGGAGCACAGUUCCCGACUCGGCCGAGUGCAUCUGUCCCCUGUGCGGAGUUUGCACCCACUUGAGUGGCCAGAAGCUGCCGGAAGCUGUCGGCAUCAUGUAUCUGCUCCGCGAGCUGCCUGCCUUGGUUUUGGGCCGUGCCAUGUUGGACUUCUCCAAGAGGAACGCCGAAGAAUCCUCCUCUGGCGAGGCGACCACCGCUGAGGAGUCUCCUUCGGAGAACUGGUUAGAUGAGAUCUGCGUGGAAAGCUUCCUGGUCAGCGGCUCUGAGCACUGCUUCAUCCAUGCCAUGCCAAACUCCACGUGGUGCCACAAUUGCCAGCGCCUGCUGUGCCGCGCCUGUUCGGAUGUCCCAAUGCACCGGGAGCAUCGCAUGGUCCGCCAGCUGGACUACCAGGACCUCCUGCGCCAGCUGCUCAGCUCGGAGCUGGCCAAGGUGAAGUGCGCGGCCCUGCAGACCACCGAGUUGGCCGCCCGCGAGAUGGACUUGUUCCGCGACCUCUCCGAAGCCUGCUUCCAGGUGCAGUUGCAUGUGAAGCGCGUGAUGCUGGAGCACCAGCCCAGCUUGGUGGCCGCCAUGAUGAUGGGUUGGCAGCGACGCGCCGAACUGGAUCUCAAUCGGGCCGCCGGCAGUCUCACGGGUGCCGAUAUGAUGCAGUUGCUCGGCCAGUUGGCCAAACAGCGGCGCAGAUUCGAGGGGCAGCUGAUGGAGGUGCACUUCCACUGCCGCAUGCGGGCCGCCGUUCAGGAGAACGGCAUGCAGGUCCUGGAUUUCGAUCAUCUGAACGAUAGAAUCCUCAAACUGCGCAGCAAUCCUCGUCCAGGUGCCAUUCCCGCCAAUGUGGAGCCACCGCGGGCGCUCAUCUUGACCAACUACUGUGUGUUUGCCUACUGGAACGAAGUGCAGCGCCAGUUGAUUCCGCCGCAGGCCAGAACUCCGCCGCCGGAGGUCGAGUUGCUGCCGCAAUCCCGGCGAGCGGUGGUGCCGCCGCACUUUACCCACUAUCAGCGGGAGGUCGAGGCCAGGAUGUACAUGCAGCAGGUCGAAAGGGAUCAGAAUCAGGCAUUGAACAGACUGGCGGAGGAUGGUUCCUCCUCCUCGCCGAGCAGCAGCAGCAAUAGCAUCGCCACGGAUCCGCAGCAGCAGCAGCAGCAGAUCCACACAUAUGUUCUGGACAUGGAUCACCACCGGAUGGUGCAGCAGUAUCGACAGAUGGAGUGGCAGGCACAGCAGCAGCAAUGGCAACAGCAGCAGCAGCAUCAGCUGGAUGCAUCUUGGGUCAACUGGGAGCAGAACCAGGAUUAUCAGUACCAGGAUGGCGCCAGUUCCAGUUCCCCGGUAAGCAUUGUCCGCCAGCCCUCCGUUCACUGUUAUCCCAUCUACUUUCUGGACAUGGAAAUAGCAGGCGAACUGGCCGGCCGGGUACUAAUCGAGGUGCGAACGGAUGCCGCUCCCCGGAUGGCGGAGAACUUUGGGGCGCUGGUGCGCCAUGAGCGGGGCUAUGGCUACCGGGGCUGCUCCGUCUUUCAGGCCUGGGGAGGCGAGAGCAUCAUCACCGGCGACUUUGAGUCGCACAACGGACGGGGGGGCCACUCGGCCUUCGACAAUCGGUACUUCCUGCCGGACGACACGGGACUGCCGGCACAUCGGGGAACGGUUGGCAUGCGCAGGGGACAGCGGCGACAGGACAGGAGUGGAUUCGUGGGCAGCCAGUUCCGGUUGGUGCUCAACGAGAUGCGCUCCUUCACGGCCAUCUUUGGGUUCAUCGUGCAGGGCAUCGAGUUGGUGGACCGCAUUGCAGCCAGUGGCAAUGCGCUGGGACGCCCGGCACUCAGAAGCAUCAUCCGGAAUUGUGGCGAGUACCAUGUCUCUCAGCCAAGUCCCCUUUAAGA